AAGAAGGAGGGAUGGGAAUUCGUCGCCUAGAGGAUUUCAACACUGUUUUCCGACUCAAAAGCAUAUGGUUAAUUUUCAAGGAAUCAGGCUCGUUAUGGGUAGCGUGGUUGAAACGACACAUCUUCAAGCGCAAAGGGCUAUGGGGGACAAAGCCUUCACCUAAGCACUCUUGGGGGAUCCGCAAACUCUUGAUGUUUAAACACAAGGCUGCUGAUUUUCUACAUUGCAGGUUAGGCGAUGGAAACACAGCCCUCUUCUGGCAUGACAAUUGGACGGGUUUGGGGCCACUCAUCAAGUAUGUGGGAGUGGAGGGCCCUAAGCUGCUGCGUAUUCCUCUUUAUGCAAAGGUCAAAGCGGCGUCAAAAGGCUUAGAGUGGAAUCUUCCCGGGGCAAGAUCAGAUCGGAUCCAAGUGGCCCUUACUCGGAUUUCGGCCAUCCCAGUUCCGUCGAGCGAAUCUGGCAAAGAUUGUUUUGAAUGGAAAGCAACGGCAACGGAAUACAGGGAUACCUUUUCCUCCUCCGCCACCUGGAAGUUGAUCCGCCAACAAGCUCCGGUGGUACCGUGGCACUCUAUGAUAUGGUUUUCACUAUCCACUCCGAGACUCAGCUUCAUACAAUGGCUAGUGCUCCUUCAUCGUCUUCCAACAAGAGAUCGCCUCGCUCGAUGGGGACUCCUCGACAAUCCCAUGUGUGUUCUCUGUCAACUAGCCCCUGAAUCUCAUUCUCAUCUUUUUUUUGAUUGUUGCUAUAGCCGAGAUGUGUGGAUUCCCUUUGCCUCUGCGUGCUUCCAGUCUCCGCCGUUGGAUGUUGAUCAAUGCUCAUCUUGGUUAGCCGCUCAACCCCAAGCUCGCUCAAGCACUAGAAAAUCCUUUGCCAAGCUAAUUCUUCAAGUAGCCAUCUACCUCAUAUGGUCUGAACGGAAUGCUCGAAUCUUCAAAGGCGAAUCGUCCCCUGCUGAAAAGACUCGGUUAACUCUUGACAGGUUUGCUCGAGACAUUAUUCUCUCGCGGAAAUCCUCUACGUCGGCACACCCUUGGAGCUUGAUGGAUGAUUGGUUACUGGUUACAUCUACGAUCCAAAUUCUCUGAAACGGUGAUUCACUUUUGUAGUCUUUGAUUUUGCGAUAUGGAAUCCUUAUCUUUUGGGUUAGUUCCGGUGAUCAACCGGUUUUGUAUACAAACUUGAUCUAUUAAUACAUUUACCU
This is a messenger RNA of Tarenaya hassleriana, 1204 nucleotides long. RefSeq lists its product as uncharacterized. The transcript has a single exon. Lineage: Eukaryota; Viridiplantae; Streptophyta; Magnoliopsida; Brassicales; Cleomaceae. The coding region runs from base 12 to 1088 and encodes 358 amino acids. The record is from RefSeq and is a predicted model, not a curated record.